GCAGACCUAGGAUGUGGGAUUCGGAUCUAUCACAGCCUGAUCCUGGUUCAAAGUCAGACCUCAGAGUCUCUCAGGCCCUCUGGCCUCUACCUGACCAGGAAGAACUGAAGAAACAGCGUCAGUCUCAGUUCCUGAUGCACCGCCGUCAGUACAUGAACAUUGAGAGAGAGCAAGUGAAGGAGAAUAAACAGAACAGGAAACACCUGAAGAGGACAGCCAGUAUUAAAGCAGAGAAAGAACAGGUUCGUGUGGAGGAGGAGAGAAAGUUGGAGAGAGUCCGGCAGCUCGCUGAAGCCCGACAGAAGCUGCAGGAGAGAGAGCUGCUGGUCCUGGAGAGACUGAAUCUGGAGGAGGAAGAGGAGGAGAGAGCUGAGGAGCUGCAGAGGAGGAAAAGGGAAGAGCAAGGGAAAGUAUCUGCAAGGUAAGA
Messenger RNA from Notothenia coriiceps (black rockcod), 427 nucleotides. Its product is annotated as coiled-coil domain-containing protein 15-like. Bases 12 to 425 code for a protein of 137 amino acids. Gene Ontology annotation, cellular component: centrosome. NCBI's taxonomy places the organism in Eukaryota, Metazoa, Chordata, Actinopteri, Perciformes, Nototheniidae. The transcript has 3 exons. The record is from RefSeq and is a predicted model, not a curated record.